This is a messenger RNA of Acanthochromis polyacanthus (spiny chromis), 2102 nucleotides long. It is a transcript of the gene hcls1, whose product is annotated as hematopoietic cell-specific Lyn substrate 1. NCBI's taxonomy places the organism in Eukaryota, Metazoa, Chordata, Actinopteri, Pomacentridae. Gene Ontology annotation, cellular component: cortical actin cytoskeleton; actin filament; site of polarized growth. The coding region runs from base 213 to 1868 and encodes 551 amino acids. The transcript has 15 exons. Gene Ontology annotation, biological process: regulation of actin filament polymerization. The record is from RefSeq and is a predicted model, not a curated record. Gene Ontology annotation, molecular function: actin filament binding.
ACAUAAUAUUACGUGUAAAAACAUCGGACCAUUUCGGGAGUUGCUGAUGACAUCAUCGAUUGCGCUUUUAUUUACAUCGACGCGCGUUCACGUGUGCGGGAUGCGCGUUCACUCGUCGCCCAUCAAACUGUCCCGGCUUGUUCGCAGCUUCAGCAGGAGUUUGUGGUGGAGAAACCCACAUUUACACGGAUUUACUGCACAGCUACUGAAAGAUGUGGAAGUCAGUGGUGGGCCACAAUGUGAGCAUGAAGGUGGCAGCAGAGGGGGACGACUGGGAGACAGACCCCGACUUUGAGAAUGACGUGUCGGAGCAGGAGCAGAGGUGGGGGGCCAAAACCAUCGAGGGCUCGGGACGUAAAGAGCACAUCAGCGUUGCAGAGCUCAGAAGCAAAGUGGCUGUGGAGCAUGAGCAGGUGAAGCAGAAGGAGCACGUUCCCAAAGCGUCAUACGGAUACGGAGGGAAGUUUGGAGUGGAGAAGGACCGAAUGGACAAGGCUGCUCUCGGUCACGACUACGUGGCUCAAGUCGAGCAGCACUCCUCCCAGAAAGAUGCGACAAAAGGGUUCGGAGGGAAAUACGGGGUUCAGAAAGACCGAGUGGAUAAGUCUGCUAUGGGCUUUGAAUACAAAGGGGAAGUGGAGCAACAUGGAUCCCAGAAAGAUUACUCAAAGGGAUUUGGAGGAAAGUACGGCGUUGAGAAGGAGAAGGUGGACAAAGCAGCUCUGGGCUACGACUAUAAAGGAGAAACAGAGAAGCAUCAGUCCCAAAAAGGUGAGCUCAAGUUGUUCAGAUUGCCGGUUUUGGUUUUGGUUUUGCUUAAUUCUGCUUUUGCCUUUUCAUCAGACUAUGCAAAGGGGUUUGGAGGGAAGUACGGCGUGGAGACGGAGAAGGUGGACAAAGCAGCUCUGGGCUACGACUAUAAAGGAGAAACAGAGAAGCAUCAGUCACAGAGAGAUUACUCGAAGGGUUUUGGAGGGAAGUUUGGCGUCGAGAAGGAGAAGGUGGAUAAAGCUGCUCUGGGCUACGAUUAUAAAAGCGAGACGGAGAAACAUCAGUCGCAAAAAGAUUAUUCAGCAGGCUUUGGGGGUCGUUACGGAGUGCAGGCAGACCGUAUGGACAAGAGCGCAGCGGGAUUCUCAGACAUCGACUCUCCGAGCUCUGCCUAUGAAAAGACGCAGCCGACAGAGGCCUCCGGCGCAGGAGCAGGCAAACUGAAGGCCCGUUUCGAGAACAUGGCCAAGGCUUCGGACGAGGAGAACAGGAGGAAGGCGGAGGAAGAAAGAGCGAGAAGACAAGCCAGAGAGAGCAGAGAGAGAGAGGAGGCCAGACGCAGGCAGCAGGAGCAGAUCAGCAGAGAGGAGGAGAGUCGGCCCCCACCUGUUCCAGAUGUGGAGCCAGAGUACGACAUGCCUCCACCAGAAAUCCACCCACACAUGCCGGAGAUACAAGAAACCCCAGAACCUGAACCAGAACCUGAACCAGAACCUGAACCAGAGGAGGAGCCGGAGUACGAAGAGCCCCCAGUGUACGACGAGCCCCCAGCGUUGCCGCCUCGCUCAGACGAUUUCCUCGACGCUCCGCCUCUUCCUGUGAGGACAGCAGAGGUGGAGGAGGACGGCGGGGAUUACGAGGAGCUGGCCGAACCGCCUCCUCCCAUGCCAACAGACGGGGAUAACGACUAUGAAGACCUGACAUGUGGCCAGCAGGCAAGAGCCAUUUACGACUACCAGGGAGAGGCAGACGACGAGAUCUCCUUCAAUCCAGACGACGUCAUCACCAACAUAGAGAUGAUCGACGAGGGCUGGUGGAAGGGACAGUGUCACGGACGCAUCGGCCUGUUUCCGGCCGCUUACGUCGAGCUGAUGUAGCUUCACGUCGACUCAGGUUUCAGCAGAAGAAAUGGAUUUAUUUCUGUAUUUAUAGGAUGAAUCUUAGCGAGUUUUUUUUGAUCAGCUGAUUGAGUCAUUUUAGGAUGUGUCAGGAUUGAUGUAUAAAGUUUCUAAAGGUAGUGAGAGGGAAUAAACCCGUAUUAAUGAUGAGAAUUUUUCACAUUUUAGCUGCGAUGAACAGAUUAGAGAUAAUAAAAUAUAUUUAAAAGGAAA